AUGGACAAGAUAUCAGAGUUACCACAAGAUAUCUUGCAGCGAAUACUUUAUUGGCUAUCCCAAGAAGAUGCUGUCCGAACCUCAGUAUUGUCCAAAUCAUGGCGUAAUAUUUGGUGCACUCGCCACAAUCUCCACUUUUCGGAUGCCGCCUUUAAAGGAGAUAUGCAUCAAUUUCUCUCCAUAGUGAACACCACUUUACAACUGUAUCGUGAUCAAGGACUGUGCGUGGAUGAAUUUCAUGUUUGUAUGUCGGUAUUCAGUUUCGACUGUGCAUCCGUUUCUCUUGUUGAAGAAUGGGUUCGAACACUCACAAGCAUGUGCGUUAAGAAGUUUUGUCUCUGUAAUCUUCCCAAAUUGCCCUCUGUAGAACUGCCCUCUGUAGUCUUUGGAGCCGAAUCUCUCCAAGAUUUACAUUUGGAAGGAUUCGUGUUGGACCGAAAGGCUAUUGAAAGGAUAGUACCUCUCAAGAAUCUAACAUCACUUAUUCUCCAACGAGUCUCGAUCGAGGAGGGUAUUUUCGAGAAGAUAAUCUCAUGUUGUCCUUUCAUUGAAAUUUUGGACAUCAGAGUAUGUACAAUGUUAAGAAAAAUUAUAGUAAAAAAUCUUCAUAAUCUCAAGUACUUUUCUUUUUCGGACGAUGUGGAUCAUUCACACUCUUUUGAGGAGGAACUUUGUAUGGUCGAAAUCCACACCCCAUCUCCUGAAACCAUCUAUAUCAGUGAAGGCAAUGUUUGGUUCCACAAAGGACCGGAUUUUUUUCGCAAUCUCAAGCAUUUAAGGUUGUGCCUUGUGAAAUCGUCACUGGAACACUUGUGGUCGUGUAAAUUCCCAAGCCUCGAUUCCUUGAUUCUUGCGAAUUGUGACGGACUGAAAGGAAUCGAGGUAUUUAUUGAUGCCCCAAACGUAACCUAUUUUGGAUAUCAUGGAGACUUUAUCCCAUCCAUCUCUUUUUCAAAUACUACUUCCAGGGAAUGGAUUUCGGAUAUUGAUCUAACAUAUGACCUUUCAGGCGAUGCAUCAUGGUUCAUUAAGCUACAUGAACUGCUCAAGUCCUUAAGCCAGUCUGAAAUUUCUCUGUAUUUUAAUUGUUAUUAUCUGUAUGCUGAAAUUCGAGAAAACAUUAAUUUGGAACCUGCAUCAGUUGUGGUGGAGACCUUGCAGUUCAGUUGCCUCCCUUCAUCUAUGAUUUCAUGUCUUUUAAAUGGUGUGUUUAGUAUUUGUCGUCCAAGAAACAUCGAAGAGGACCCCUACGGCGACAAAUGGGAGAGGAAAAGGAUGGAGCGUCUGUGGAAGAUUCUAACGGAGAGAAAUAUUACAGAGGAAGGUCGGUGCUCACGCGGUUUGUGGUUUCAAGAUUUGGAGGAAGUGAGAAUGGAGAUUUAUGACGAUAAUCGUAAAGAAUGGAGUCCGACAACUCUAUCUGAAUUGCCAACGUACAAUGACCAUAAUCGAAAAGAACGGCAGGAGAUGAGUUUGAUGGAAUUGCCAGAUUAUCGCGAAUAUAAUCCAAAUGAUCAAUGGCAUCCAAUUUGUUUGUCCAGAUUGCGAAAUGAGAAUCGAAGAGAAUCUAUUCGGUUUGCAUUGAAAUGGAUACAAGAUUAA
Erythranthe guttata (spotted monkey flower) is the source of this 1602-nucleotide messenger RNA. Its product is annotated as putative F-box/LRR-repeat protein At4g15060. Lineage: Eukaryota; Viridiplantae; Streptophyta; Magnoliopsida; Lamiales; Phrymaceae. The record is from RefSeq and is a predicted model, not a curated record. Gene Ontology annotation, molecular function: protein binding.